Messenger RNA from Canariomyces notabilis, 354 nucleotides. RefSeq lists its product as uncharacterized. Gene Ontology annotation, cellular component: endoplasmic reticulum membrane. Gene Ontology annotation, molecular function: protein folding chaperone. The transcript has 4 exons. The record is from RefSeq and is a predicted model, not a curated record. The coding region runs from base 1 to 354 and encodes 117 amino acids. NCBI's taxonomy places the organism in Eukaryota, Fungi, Ascomycota, Sordariomycetes, Sordariales, Chaetomiaceae. Gene Ontology annotation, biological process: protein insertion into ER membrane.
AUGGCGUCCAAACACGAAGAGGACAUGCGACGGCCGGACUUGAUUGUUCCAUAUCAAGAGCCGCCGGCAAAAGGCGACAGCGCCGAGUUUCAAUCAACGCUUUCCUCGACGCUUCCCAUGGCCGCCAUUUUCAUGAGAAACCGGUACAUAGGGUGGGCGGCCGUUGUCUUCAGCGUACAGAGUUGGCUAGGCGAGAGCGAGGAAACGAGAAAGAGCAACAGCACCCCAGGCUACUUCUCCGUUGGAAUGUCAUUGAUGUCCUUGAUUGUUACAUACCUGCCCAUCUUUCUUCCGCCGCAACCUAACCUGCAGCGUGGAAGCGCCACGGGUGCCCCUCCCCCGGCGCCGGCAUAG